UACGCUUCGUCCAAAGCGGUCUUAGAGGAGUCACCUGUUGUUAUCGUCAGCGUCGUCGCCGUUGUUGUUGUCGUAGCCAUCGAAAAACGUCAGACUAACGGAUCGAGACACCGGAGGAACACGAACGCCGAAGCUUGGAGUACAGAAGUUACCGGACAGCCAACAGAAGAGAAACAUACGCUCGAGGAAGCUGUUUCCGUGGUCGGUGUUUGCCCAGCAACGUAACGUCGUAUUACACCGGUGAUCCUUCGUCGGUGGACUCAGCAGACGGCAGUGCAAAAGCUCCCCUGACAAACAGGACAGCCCGAAACGCGUGCACCGCGUUCAAGCUCCAAGAGUUUUCGCAAGAAGAACAACACGGCGGAUAUGAUGGCUGUUGCAGCGGCGCAAAAGAACCGCGAAAUGUUCGCUAUCAAGAAGUCCUACAGCAUCGAGAAUGGGUAUCCAUCACGACGACGAUCUCUCGUGGAUGACGCCCGUUUUGAAACGUUGGUUGUGAAACAAACAAAGCAAAGCGUUUUGGAGGAAGCUCGGCAACGAGCGAAUGACUCACAAGCCGAUCAGACACUUUGCUCUCAGGAUCAUUUGAAACACGAAACAGAACUAGUUUCGUCCAGUGACGACGAACAAUUGGAAACAUUGGCUUGCGCUGCCAAGGAUGGAGAAGCGAAAGCAGAAAUUUCAUCGGACAGUGAUGGCAAAGCAGAUGAUGAUUAUGAUAAUGACUCUGGAUUAACCGAGGAGGAAGUGGUGCUAGCAAAGACCAUAGCUGAGAGCCCCGAAAGCGAGCACACUGUGCAAAAGGCAGCGCUGAUUCUGCGCCUACGCGAAGGAAUCGGUUCCCUAGCGAGGAUCCUGAAGACGAUCGAGAACUUUAAGGGCACGGUGACCCACGUAGAGUCCCGUCCCUCUAGGAAAGAGGGCCUCCAGUUCGACGUCCUCGUUAAGGUCGACAUGACCAAACACAGCUUGUUGCAAUUGAUCCGAAAUCUGCGUCAAAGCGCCGCGUUGGACGGCGUCACUUUGCUCGCGGACAAUUCUGUUAGCAUUAAGGAUCCCUGGUUUCCCCGUCACGCUUCCGAUCUUGACAACUGCAACCAUUUGAUGACCAAAUACGAGCCGGAUCUGGACAUGAAUCAUCCCGGUUUCGCCGACAAAGAAUACCGCGCGCGCAGGAAGGUGAUCGCCGAAAUCGCGUUCGCCUACAAGUACGGAGACCCGAUUCCCAGCAUUCCUUACACCGAAACGGAGAACGAGACCUGGUCCCGCGUGUUCAAGACCGUCGAGGACCUGGUCCCCAAGCACGCCUGCGUCGAGUAUCAGCGAGUAUUCAAGAAACUGCAAGAGGAGAAGAUUUUCGAAGUCCAUCGCAUACCGCAGUUGCAAGAGGUCGGCGAUUUCUUGAAGAAGAAUACCGGAUUCACUCUGCGACCCGCAGCUGGACUGCUCACUGCCAGAGACUUCUUGUCGAGUCUCGCUUUCAGAGUGUUCCAGAGUACCCAAUAUGUUCGUCAUAUCAACAGUCCGUACCACACGCCGGAACCAGAUUGCAUCCACGAAUUGUUAGGACAUAUGCCGUUGUUGGCCGAUCCAAGCUUCGCUCAAUUCUCUCAAGAGAUCGGGUUGGCUUCGCUGGGUGCUUCUGACGAGGAAAUCGAGAAGUUGUCGACCAUCUACUGGUUCACAGUCGAAUUCGGUCUGUGCAAGGAAGGUCAAGAGGUGAAAGCUUACGGCGCUGGACUUUUGUCAGCUUACGGAGAACUGCUCCAUUCGUUGAGUGACAAAUGCGAGCACCGACCGUUCGAGCCGAUGACCACAGCUGUUCAGAAGUAUCAAGAUCAAGAAUACCAGCCGAUAUAUUACGUCGCGGAGAGCUUCGAGGACGCCAAAGAGAAGUUCCGUCGCUGGGUGUCUACCAUGAGCCGACCUUUCGAGGUGAGGUAUGACCCGCACACGCAACGAGUCGAAGUUCUCGACACCGUCGACAGGCUGGAGAAUCUCGUGUCUCAGCUGAAUACCGAAAUGACCCAUCUUACGAACGCCAUCAACAAAAUUAAGAAGUCCUUCGCGUAAGAACGAGGAGGAUCCAUCUCCGUGACACGAUACGGUUAUUCCUUUCGCGAAGCAUCUUGCUCGGUUCUCGACGUUUUCUCGGUACGCUCGAAUCGAGACUUUUCAAUUGGUUCCACUUUCGCGCGUUCCCGCCAUUAAUGAUAAUUUAAAAACGGAGAAGAAGAACAGGCUCGAAAUAUCGGCAGGACUGUCGCGCGAAAAGACGAGUCACAAAUAUUUAUCCGAAAAUACGUCGAGGUUUACGUAGGCCCGGUGAUUGCGCGUCACUUCAUCUUUAUCAUUCCUCGUUUGCAUCGAAUCGUUCUCACUGUGUGUAUAAAGUCGUCCAUUCGUGUAGUCGCGCGCAUGCGCAAGCUAAGCAAAAUGUCCGUUCGAAGCGGACUCGGGGCGUAUGCGUGCGCGGACCAAAUCGAUCGCUCGUAUUUCGCGUGAUGCGAGCACGUAAUAAGUUAAUUCUGCUCCUCGUUUUAUUUAUUGAAUUUUGCGUUCUCGAACGUCCGCACACGCACGACAUUUACUUUUUAAACAAAUAAAAAUCGAUUAUCGGAGAUUCUCUGCGCGUCCAAGGUAUUAUAUCGCGCUCAACAAUUGCGUCAGGGUUAUCUUCUUUCAUUGGAAACGAAUCGUGCGACCUGCACCGCUUUGAACGAAAACGCACCGCGCAUGUACGCGUAUUUUUUUUACGUUGUACGUAUCGUAUUACAUUUUUAUUCUAUUGCACUACAUAUUGUUAUCAUUAGUUUAGAUGUAGAGUAGUUUUGUGAUUGCGUACCAAUUUGCUGCACGUAGGCAAACGAUGACACUCCACCGCGAUAGAACGUUACCUGUGUGUCGUGUUCACUUAGAUCAGCUGUAUAGUGAGACGGCUAGUAUUACAAGGCAAUGUAUGUAGAUUAUUCUCGAUAAGUAUUGUAUUAACGAAACCCGUGUUCUUUGGGAAACACGCUCGUCUUUGACGAACGAAAGAAUUUAAUUAUUUUACAGAAUUACUUUACACUUUCUGGUUUCAAUCUCGCGUACGAUAACAGAAGUAGAGACAAGAGGCUCGCGUAGUUUCCCGAGAGAUUUGUUAGUAUUCACGAAAAGCUUCGAUAAGGAAGUGACAAAGUGUCGCAUUAGAGACGCACUGUCUACACUGGCGUGUAGCGAGAGUCCUUGCUUGUGCACCCUGCACUCUUCCCGUAGCUAACUCGUACCAAAUACAUUCCUGCGUUCACGUUAAUGCACGCGCCAUUUUUUGCGCUUAUUUGUAGAAACGGUCGGCGCGUACCCUAGAUUUCCUUUGUAUUAUAUUGUAAAGUACUCAAAGCAUAAUAAAAAUCCAAGAUAUGAAUCUUA
Molecule: messenger RNA, 3411 nt
Organism: Colletes gigas
Lineage: Eukaryota; Metazoa; Arthropoda; Insecta; Hymenoptera; Colletidae
Gene: ple
Product: tyrosine 3-monooxygenase
Exons: 7
Coding region: 367-2073 (568 amino acids)
Biological process (GO): dopamine biosynthetic process from tyrosine
Cellular component (GO): perikaryon; axon; cytoplasm
Molecular function (GO): iron ion binding; tyrosine 3-monooxygenase activity
Source: RefSeq, a predicted model, not a curated record